AUGUCAGCGAAAAAGAAGACAAAACUCCAACACCAAGUGUCCGUUUCGAGAAAUAACAACGUUGUGAGUAGCGCUCAAUAUAACUUCACCUCGUUAACUACCGCUGGUAUUCCAAUAUAUGGGCAACCAUCAGUUAACUCUAACAUUAUAAUUCAGUCAUUGAUUUUGAACAGUCGACAAUUAGCUGAAUAUUAUACUAAUCCUUACAAUACCACUACUAUGGAUUUAUCCAAUAAGUAUUUAAACCAUUACCCAUCCCCUACACCUUAUGCUCAAACUUCGCCUUACACCCAAGCCAUUCCUUCCUGGGUGAAUCCUGUCGAACAAACCAUAUCUCCUACUUAUGUAAGCCGACCGACUUUAUCUGAGGAUCCAUUCAUCGAAACUCCUUGGGUGGUUAGAAGGAUGCUUGAUGAUUUUACCAAGGCUAUCUAUAUCCUGAAUCAAGAUGUGAACGAUUUUGUUGAUUAUAUAUCACCUCGGCACGAAGAACGACGCAUGCGUCAAUACGUAGUUCGGCUUAUUGAAAAAGAAUUCGAAGCCGAUAAAAUUUCUACCGUGGCUUUUGGAAGUUUUAAUACAGAAUUGUAUUUACCUACAAGUGACAUUGAUCUCGUCUUCUUUUGUAAAUCUACAGAUGUAAAAAAAUUAGUCCAUACUUAUGCUGCAAAGAUCCGCAAGGUAGAUAAAUUAGUUACAAGUUCAAAAGAGGUUAUUACAGUUGCAAAUGCCAAGGUACCAAUUGUCAAGUUCACAGAGAAACACACAGGAUUUAAUGUGGAUAUUUCAUUCAAUCAAGGAUCGGGAAUACAAACAGCAAACAUAACAAAAUCUUUACUAAAUCGAUAUCCUGGCUCAAGAGAAUUG
Ambispora leptoticha is the source of this 867-nucleotide messenger RNA. Lineage: Eukaryota; Fungi; Glomeromycota; Glomeromycetes; Archaeosporales; Ambisporaceae. The record is from the annotation of a GenBank genome assembly.